AUGAGAAGUAGGAGGAGGAGGAGGAGAAGAAGAAGAAGUAGGAGAAGGAGGACGACAGAGGAGGAGAAAGAAGAGGAGACGGAGGAGGAGACAGAGGAGGAGAAGAAAGAAGGAGAAAGAGGAGGAGAAAGAGGAGGAGAAAGAGAAGGAGGAGGAGAAAGAGAAGGAGGAGAAAGAGGAGAAAAGGGCGAGAAAGAGGAGAAAGAUGAGGAAAAGGAGGAGGAAACAGUGGAGAAAGAGAAGGAGGAGAAGGAAGAGGAGAAAGAGAAAGGGGAUGAGAAGAAGGAGGAGAAAGAGAAGGAGGAGGAGAAAGCAGAGGAGGAGGAGGCCAAAGAGAAAAGGGAGAGGAGGAGGAGGAGAAGGAGGAGGAAGAUGAUACAGCAUGACGAAGUCUGGAAACGUCACCGGAAUGAAUCUAGAAAAAAUUACAAAACAUUGGUUUUCGAUCAAGAGGAGUAG
Molecule: messenger RNA, 459 nt
Organism: Dreissena polymorpha
Lineage: Eukaryota; Metazoa; Mollusca; Bivalvia; Myida; Dreissenidae
Product: cilia- and flagella-associated protein 251-like
Exons: 3
Coding region: 1-459 (152 amino acids)
Source: RefSeq, a predicted model, not a curated record